AUGCCGGCGAGCUACCGGUAUCGCGGCCAAAACAUAACGGCGAAGUUAAAAAAUAGGGUAAAUUUUAAAUUGGCAAGCCCGGGUAAUUACCGGAAGGGAUCGAGCAAGCUUAAAAAAAGCAUUCGCGACUUUGCACCGCUUACAAUAACGCUUAACGUUUUACGUAAAGCAAAAUUACUUUUAAGCCUUUUAUGUUUAAAAAAUUGGCAAUUUAGCAAAAUAUCGCCCAUUACAUUAGCAAUUACAAAUUUAUUUUCGAAAGCAAAAAAGAACGUUACGCAAUUAAAAAGCUUGCGGAAAAUACCGUUAUUAAAUAAAAAAAUUACAAAUUGUUUAAAGCGUUUCGGAUUUAUUGGGAUUUAA
Messenger RNA from Gaeumannomyces tritici R3-111a-1, 363 nucleotides. RefSeq lists its product as hypothetical. Bases 1 to 363 code for a protein of 120 amino acids. Lineage: Eukaryota; Fungi; Ascomycota; Sordariomycetes; Magnaporthales; Magnaporthaceae. The record is from RefSeq and is a predicted model, not a curated record. The transcript has 4 exons.